Messenger RNA from Tupaia belangeri chinensis (Chinese tree shrew), 1985 nucleotides. RefSeq names its product protein tyrosine phosphatase non-receptor type 9 (gene PTPN9). Gene Ontology annotation, molecular function: protein tyrosine phosphatase activity. The coding region runs from base 16 to 1923 and encodes 635 amino acids. The record is from RefSeq and is a predicted model, not a curated record. Gene Ontology annotation, biological process: protein dephosphorylation. The transcript is spliced from 12 exons. Lineage: Eukaryota; Metazoa; Chordata; Mammalia; Scandentia; Tupaiidae.
CCUACGCUUGUCUGUAUGGGCUCCAGCCGCCCUAACCACCAUCCCACCUGGCCAGCCCCACUUCUGGCCUUUGCUGUCCCAGCAGACGUUGGGUUCGACCUGUCUGGGUUGGGGGAAGGACGGCAGCUCUCACUUGCCUGCCUGUCUCGGUGCCCUACGCCAGCCCUGCUCUUAACUAAUGGCUCUCCUCUCCUCCUCCGACAGGCCACCCAGCAGUUCCUCGAGGAGGUCAACAAGUGGACGGUGCAGCACAACGUCUCCCCCCUCUCGUGGAACGUGGCCGUCAAGUUCCUCAUGGCCAGGAAGUUCGACGUGCUCCGCGCCAUGGAGCUGUUCCACUCCUACCGGGAAACACGGAGGAAGGAGGGCAUCGUGAAGCUGAAACCUCAUGAGGAACCGCUUCGCUCCGAGAUCCUCAGUGGAAAAUUCACCAUCUUAAAUGUGCGGGAUCCAACCGGAGCCUCCAUCGCCCUCUUCACCGCCAGGCUGCACCAUCCUCACAAGUCAGUCCAGCACGUGGUACUGCAGGCUCUGUUUUACCUGCUCGACAGGGCUGUGGACAGCUUUGAGACUCAGAGGAAUGGGCUGGUGUUCAUCUAUGACAUGUGUGGUUCUAACUAUGCCAACUUCGAGCUGGAUCUCGGCAAGAAAGUCCUCAACCUGCUGAAGGGAGCAUUUCCAGCUCGUCUGAAGAAGGUGCUGAUCGUGGGAGCACCCAUAUGGUUCCGAGUGCCCUAUUCUAUCAUCAGCCUCCUCCUGAAGGACAAAGUCCGAGAGCGGAUUCAGAUAUUAAAGACCUCCGAGGUCACUCAGCACCUGCCCAGGGAGUGCCUUCCAGAAAACCUGGGUGGGUACGUCAAAAUCGACCUCGCCACUUGGAAUUUCCAGUUCCUGCCCCAGGUGAAUGGCCACCCAGACCCCUUCGAUGAGAUCAUCCUGUUCUCCCUCCCUCCUGCCUUAGACUGGGACUCGGUACAUGUUCCAGGUCCCCACGCCAUGACCAUCCAAGAGUUGGUGGACUAUGUAAACACCAGGCAGAAGCGGGGGAUAUACGAGGAGUACGAAGACAUCCGCCGGGAGAACCCUGUGGGCACUUUCCACUGUUCCAUGUCCCCAGGAAACCUGGAAAAGAACCGCUAUGGAGACGUACCCUGCCUGGACCAAACCAGAGUCAAGCUGACCAAGCGGAGCGGCCACCCUCAGACGGAUUACAUCAAUGCCAGUUUCAUGGAUGGCUACAAGCAGAAGAAUGCUUACAUUGGUACACAAGGCCCUUUGGAGAAUACCUACCGGGAUUUCUGGCUCAUGGUGUGGGAGCAGAAAGUCCUGGUGAUCGUCAUGACCACCCGCUUCGAGGAAGGCGGUCGGAGAAAGUGCGGUCAGUACUGGCCUUUAGAGAAAGACUCUCGGAUCCGAUUCGGCUUCCUCACAGUGACCAAUCUCGGCGUGGAGAGCAUGAACCAUUAUAAGAAAACGACACUAGAAAUUCACAACACAGAGGAGCGACAGAAACGCCAGGUGACCCACUUCCAGUUCCUCAGCUGGCCAGAUUAUGGCGUCCCCUCCUCAGCAGCUUCCCUCAUCGACUUCCUGAGGGUGGUCAGGAGCCAGCAGAGCCUGGCAGUCAGCAGCUCGGGGGCACGGGCCAAGGGGCAGGGCCCCGAGCCGCCCAUUGUGGUCCACUGCAGCGCGGGCAUCGGCAGGACAGGAACCUUCUGCUCCCUGGACAUCUGCCUGGCCCAGCUGGAGGAGCGUGGCACCCUGAACGUGUUCCAGACGGUGUCACGCAUGCGGACCCAGAGGGCCUUCAGCAUCCAGACCCCCGAGCAGUACUACUUUUGCUACAAGGCCAUCCUGGAGUUUGCAGAGAGGGAGGGCAUGGUGCCCUCUGGCCAAAGCCUGCUGGCCAUGGAGGGUCAGUAACUGUCCCACCAGCCUCCUGCCUGCCGGCCAGCCCUCCCAAACCACCCCGGACACUGCUGAGC